AUGCAGUCCCGAUUGAUGCCCUCCGUCUCCGGCCAAAGGGCCAUGCUGGGCCGCCUCCGCGUUCCCAGCACCCUUCGCCGCACUUUCAUGACUUCGCGAGUCUUCCUGCAGACUGCUUUCAACUCCCAGCUCGACGACCCCGCCGCUGCCGCGCUAUUCUCCUCCCUGCAGACCUCUAAGGCUGUGCCUCAGACCCUCACUGAGAAGAUCGUCCAGCAGUACGCCGUCGGCCUCGCCAAGGACAAAUUUGUCAAGGCCGGUGACUAUGUGACAAUCUCUCCGCACCGUGUCAUGACCCACGACAACUCGUGGCCCGUCGCCUUGAAGUUCAUGUCCAUUGGCGCCUCGAAGAUCCACGACCCAAACCAAAUCGUCAUGACCCUCGACCACGACGUCCAGAACAAGACCGAGAAGAACCUCCAGAAAUACCAGCAAAUUGAGGAUUUCGCCAAGCUCCACGGAGUCGAGUUCUACCCUGCCGGUCGUGGUAUUGGUCACCAGGUUAUGAUCGAGGAAGGUUUCGCAUGGCCUGGAACUCUUUGCGUCGCGUCCGACUCUCACAGCAACAUGUACGGUGGUGUCUCCUGCCUGGGUACUCCUAUCGUGCGGACAGACGCCGCAAGCUGCUGGGCGAGUGGACGCACUUGGUGGCAGUUGCCUGCGGGAGCCAAGGUCAACUUGACCGGUGUUCUGCCUCCCGGCGUUACCGGCAAGGACGUGAUCGUUGCUCUCUGCGGCCUGUUCGACAAGGACGAUGUGCUGAACCACACCAUUGAGUUCACUGGCUCCGAAGAGACCAUGCGCAGUCUUUCCGUUGACGACCGAUUGACUAUCGCCAACAUGACCACCGAAUGGGGUGCUUUGUCCGGGCUUUUCCCUAUGGAUGAUGUGCUCAAGGGUUGGAUGAAGGGCAAGGCCACCCUUGGUGCCAUGGGCCUGGCCGAUGGAGAUGGAUCUUACAAGACAUUGGCCUCACAACGCUUCACCCACGAGGCCAUCGACAAGCUGUUCGCCAACCCUCUGGCUGCCGAUAAGGGUGCCAAAUACGCCAAGGAGCUCUAUCUUGACCUUGCCUCGCUUUCUCCUUACGUCUCUGGCCCCAACUCCGUCAAGGUUGCCACUCCUCUGGGCGAGCUCGAGGCCGCUGAUAUCAAGGUGAACAAGGCUUACCUUGUCUCUUGCACAAACUCGCGUGCCUCGGAUAUCGCUGCCGCGGCUCGUGUCUUCAAGGAGGCUGCCGAGAAGAACGGUGGUCAGGUCCCCAAAAUCGCCGACGGUGUCGAAUUUUACAUCGGUGCUGCUUCUAUCCCUGAGCAGCUUGCUGCUGAGGGCGCUGGUGACUGGCAGAUCCUGAUUGACGCCGGCGCAACUGUUCUUCCCGCCGGCUGCGGUCCUUGCAUCGGGCUGGGUACUGGUCUUCUUGAGCCUGGCGAAGUUGGCAUCAGUGCUUCCAACCGUAACUUCAAGGGUCGCAUGGGUAGCCCCGAUGCCAAGGCCUAUCUCGGCAGCCCCGAGGUCGUUGCUGCAUCUGCUCUGAGCGGAAAGCUGUCUGGCCCUGGCUGGUACAAGACCCCCGAGAACUACGCUGGCGUGAUCCGCGGCGAGGGCGACGGUAUCCGCGAAGAGGACCGCAUGCUCACCAACGAGGAGGCUCUGGAGAAGAUCCUCGGCCAGAUGGACGACCUGAUUGCCGACGGCGAGAAGAAGUUUGCCCCCGAGCCUUCUUCCACCGAGGCCGAGGCCGAGACCGCCUCCGAUGAUGCUCUGACCGAGCUGUACCCCGGCUUCCCCGAAAGCAUCUCCGGCGAGAUCGUUUUUUGCGACGCCGACAACAUCAACACUGACGGUAUCUACCCGGGCAAGUAUACCUACCAGGACAACGUCUCAGAGGAGACCAUGGCAGAGGUCUGCAUGUCCAACUAUGACACCGACUUCGCCCACCUCGCCAAGCAGGGCGACAUCCUCGUCUCCGGCUUCAACUUCGGCUGCGGUAGCUCUCGCGAGCAGGCCGCUACCGCCAUUCUCGCCAAGAAAAUCCCCCUUGUCGUCUCCGGCAGCUUCGGCAACAUCUUCUCCCGAAACAGCAUCAACAACGCCCUGAUGGGUCUCGAAGUGCCCCGUCUAAUCGCCCGUCUCCGCGAGCACUACGCCGCCGAAGGCAAGGCUCUCACUCGCCGCACCGGCUGGACCCUUACCUGGGACGUUCGCCGCAGCCAGAUCGAGGUGCAGGAGGGUGAGGGUGGUGCCAAGUGGACUCACAAGGUCGGUGAGCUCCCCGCCAACGUGCAGGAGAUCAUUGCCAAGGGAGGACUGGAGAAGUGGGUUAAGAACGCCAUCGAGGCCUGA
Messenger RNA from Penicillium manginii, 2346 nucleotides. It is a transcript of the gene lysF, whose product is annotated as homoaconitase LysF. NCBI's taxonomy places the organism in Eukaryota, Fungi, Ascomycota, Eurotiomycetes, Eurotiales, Aspergillaceae. Gene Ontology annotation, molecular function: homoaconitate hydratase activity; 4 iron, 4 sulfur cluster binding. The coding region runs from base 1 to 2346 and encodes 781 amino acids. The transcript has a single exon. The record is from RefSeq and is a predicted model, not a curated record. Gene Ontology annotation, biological process: L-lysine biosynthetic process.